AAGGUUGAUAAAUUUUUUUUCCAGAUGAGAGCAUGACACAGCACACUGGUUCUCACAACAUACAGCAGCAUACUAACCCCAAACAUGUAUCUGUUUUUUCUAAUCAGUGGGAUUGUCUUUAUUCCACAAGCCUAUACUCUAAUCUGUAAUGAGUGUAGUACUUUUGGUUCCACAUGUGAAAGUACUGGAUCGCAAUGUUCUGAGGCUACUCGCUGUGCAACCUUGAGAAUGCUUACCUACUCUGGAAAUACAGAAGAGUUUGAUCACAUGUUAGGAUCUUGUUCCAAGGCUGAACAUUGCUAUGAAGGCUCAUUCAAUACCGGAGUUAAGAGGAACUUUUUCACCACCAAGUGCUGUGACACUGACAAAUGUAACCGUGAGCAGCCACCCCUUCCAAAUAUCAAGUCCAACCCGAAUGGAAAAAAGUGUUACCGCUGCGAUGGAGUCGGAGAGUGCACUGGGACUGUGAACUGUGAUGGAGACCAGACUUACUGCGCCACUGGCCAAGAUGGAGGAGAAACAGUGAAAGGAUGCGCCACUAAGAGCAUGUGCUUUAAUCCUCCUCCACUUCUACCAGCCAAAUUGAAGACUCUUAAGUGCUGUGAGGGAAAUUAUUGUAAUGGGAGCUCAGGCACCACGGCCAGUCUGCUGUUACUGACCACCAUGCUACUCUCGCUCUUACUUCUCUCAAACUAAAUGUUGGUUGUUUGGUUUUGUCCCCUGUUUUGUCACAGACACCACAACUCUUACCUGUUAAACCUGAUUUUGUUUGCUUAGUUUAAGUAAUUUGUUUAUGCACUGAUUUGUGCAGCUAUUUUAGAUCACUUUUAAAUUAAAUAAUAAGUCUUUUAAUUUACCUUUUUACAAUCCUUUUAACCAAAUUAUCACUUUAUUUUACCUCUUUUAUUCUACUUCCCUAUUCCUGAUUGAGCUGUGUCAUAGCCCCAGUGUCCUCUGCUUUGUGACAUGUAAACAAUAUUACAACCAUGCUGCAUAAAUAAAAUAUGUUUCACAAA
Boleophthalmus pectinirostris (great blue-spotted mudskipper) is the source of this 1016-nucleotide messenger RNA. Its product is annotated as urokinase plasminogen activator surface receptor-like. The record is from RefSeq and is a predicted model, not a curated record. NCBI's taxonomy places the organism in Eukaryota, Metazoa, Chordata, Actinopteri, Gobiiformes, Gobiidae. Bases 85 to 696 code for a protein of 203 amino acids. The transcript is spliced from 5 exons.